Molecule: messenger RNA, 1114 nt
Organism: Paraphaeosphaeria sporulosa
Lineage: Eukaryota; Fungi; Ascomycota; Dothideomycetes; Pleosporales; Didymosphaeriaceae
Product: NAD(P)-binding protein
Exons: 3
Coding region: 280-1053 (257 amino acids)
Molecular function (GO): oxidoreductase activity
Source: RefSeq, a predicted model, not a curated record
CAGGGACUAGCACCCUAACACCCACGCAUACCCUGCAACGUAGCCUGCAACAUCGAAACCGACCUGCACCACAGCGACUACGCCUCCUAGCUAUGCGUCAUUAGCGCCCGCAAUACUCCCCCGCCAACCCACAGAACCACACGCCGAGUAAGCCCCGGAACAGGAUAUCCGCAGCGUACCUCAGCCUACACCAUCGCACCCUCCCACCCGUGACUUGAAAGCGCGAUCCAUACACCUACCCUCGUUUUCCCUCUCCAUUUUAUAUAUUCCUCAUACAUAAUGGCAUACUUCAAAGACCGCGUAAUCCUCCUCACAGGCGCUGCAUCCGGCAUCGGGCUUGCGACGGCCCACCUGCUCGCCUCGCGGGGCGCAAAGCUCUCCCUCGCGGACGCGAAUGAAGCAGGUCUAGCUAACGCAGCGAACGAGAUUAAACAGCAGUGUCCUGGCGUCGCACUGAGAACAUCCGUCAUCGACGUCCGGAACGAGGCGCAGAUCCAGAUGUGGGUGGAGGGCGCGAAGGAGGCGUGGGGGAGGGUGGAUGGGGCAGCGAACGUGGCGGGUGUCAUCGGCAAAUCUAUCGGCGUCAACACCGUCGCCGACCAGGACGUCUCCGAGUGGGACUUCAUCAUGGACAUCAACCUCAAGGGCGUGAUGCUCUGCAUGAAGCAUCAGCUUCGCCACCUGUCCGACCACGGCGCCAUCGUCAACGCAUCCAGCAUCGCGGGGCUGCAGGGCCGCCCCCGGAACGCGGCGUAUGCGGCGAGCAAGCACGGGGUCAUUGGGCUGACGAGGAGCGCGGCCAAGGAGUUUGGGGAGAGGGGGAUUAGAGUGAAUGCGGUGUGCCCCGGCAUGAUUGACACGCCCAUGAGCCAAGCGGCGCGGAUACCGGUGAAGGAUACUAAAGAUGAGGCGCUGAGUGAGGCGUCGCGCGUUGCGCUUGGGAGGAAGGGGAAGGCGGAAGAGGUCGCGGAGUUGAUUGUGUAUCUGUUGAGUGACGGGGCGAGUUUUAUUACGGGGAACGCAGUGAGUGUGGAUGGAGGGUGGCAGUGUUGAGACAUAUAUAUAUAUAUGAUGAAGAAGAGACAGAAAACACUUGGGUUGAAAUACUACUAGA